AUGAUUCCGUCAACCGCGCUCGCCGUUCUCACCUUGGCCGUUGGUUACACACAAGCAACACGAUUGCAGGCACGACAAAGUGGAGGAGCGGUCAUAGCCAAUCUCCCCUCAUCUUGCUCAGACAUCUGCUCCGUAUUCUCGACACUACAGGCCAGCAUUGAGCCCUCCAAGCUCUGCACCUCGACAAACAGCGCAAACGUUAAGAAAUGUGCAGACUGCAUUCUACUCAUCGGAGGUGAUGAUGUGCUCAACAACGACUCGCUCAUGGGCCAGACGCAGCGCGCCGUCAAUUCAUUCGUGACUGCAUGCAGGGAUGCAUCGCUACCUAUCCCUGGUAUCCUAAUCGCCAACCCGCUCACCCAGAACACCACCACUCCUUCGUCGGCCAAUAGCGGUUAUCACCCUGCCGUCGACAGCAGAGUUCUGUUCGCAAUCACCGGUGCCGUGGGUCUAUUUGGCUCAUAUGCUCUCUUCUGA
Serendipita indica DSM 11827 is the source of this 477-nucleotide messenger RNA. The record is from the annotation of a GenBank genome assembly. Lineage: Eukaryota; Fungi; Basidiomycota; Agaricomycetes; Sebacinales; Serendipitaceae.